ACCGCGCCGCGGGGCAGGCAUGGGAGCCGCGCGCGCCCUCUCGGCGCCCACACCUGUCUGAGCAGCGGAGUGAGCCGCGGCCCCCGCGGGCUUCAUGGCGAGGUGAAUUGGUGCUCAACAUGGCAGAGAUCCCAGGGCUCCUCUUUCUGCUCCUUUUCCUCCUCUGUGCUAUUGGGCAGAUAAGUGCCCAGUGGAAACCCACUUGGCCUGCCUACCGCCUACCUGUGGUCUUACCCCAGUCCACCCUCAGCUUAGCCAAGCCAGACUUUGGGGCAGAAGCCAAAUUGGAAGUGUCUUCUUCAUGUGGACCCCAGUGUCACAAGGGAACCCCACUGCCCACUUAUGAAGAAGUCAAGCAGUAUCUGUCUUAUGAAACUCUUUAUGCUAAUGGCAGCCGAACGGAGACACAGGUGGGCAUUUACAUCCUAAGUAAUGCCCAGGGUGAGUCUGCAGGAAAGUCUCGGAGGAAGCGACAGAUUUAUGGUUAUGACAGCAGGUUCAGCAUUUUUGGGAAGGACUUCCUGCUCAACUACCCCUUCUCGACAUCUGUGAAGUUAUCCACAGGCUGCACUGGCACUCUAGUGGCGGAGAAGCAUGUCCUCACAGCUGCCCACUGCAUACAUGAUGGGAAGACCUAUGUGAAGGGAACCCAGAAGCUUCGAGUGGGCUUCCUGAAACCCAAGUUUAAAGAUGGCGGUCGAGGGACAAAUGACUCAACCUCAGCCAUGCCCGACAAAAUGAAGUUUCAGUGGAUCAGGGUGAAACGCACCCAUGUGCCCAAGGGGUGGAUCAAGGGCAAUGCCAAUGACAUUGGCAUGGAUUAUGACUAUGCCCUCCUGGAACUUAAGAAGCCCCACAAGAGAAAGUUCAUGAAGAUUGGCGUGAGCCCUCCAGCUAAGCAACUGCCAGGAGGCAGAAUCCACUUCUCUGGUUAUGACAAUGACCGGCCAGGCAAUUUGGUGUACCGUUUCUGUGACGUCAAAGAUGAGACCUAUGACCUGCUGUACCAGCAGUGUGAUGCCCAGCCUGGGGCCAGUGGGUCAGGGGUCUAUGUGAGGAUGUGGAAGAGACAGCAGCAGAAGUGGGAGCGAAAAAUCAUUGGCAUCUUUUCAGGGCAUCAGUGGGUAGACAUGAAUGGUUCACCACAGGAUUUCAAUGUGGCGGUUAGAAUCACCCCUCUUAAAUAUGCCCAGAUUUGCUUUUGGAUUAAAGGAAACUAUGUGGAUUGUAGGGAAGGAUGACACUGAGUUCCUUCCCAGCAGCACUUAAAGGUCUUUCUGUACUUAUUGUAGAAGAGCUCAAAUUUUGUCACUGGGUGUGAGUUUGUAUGUGUGUAUGUAUGUGCGUAUGUCAUAAUUAUCUUAAGAUUUUUUAAGAAAGCAAGUUGACUGGCU
Messenger RNA from Condylura cristata (star-nosed mole), 1394 nucleotides. RefSeq names its product protease, serine, 23 (gene PRSS23). The record is from RefSeq and is a predicted model, not a curated record. Gene Ontology annotation, biological process: proteolysis. Gene Ontology annotation, molecular function: serine-type endopeptidase activity. The transcript has 2 exons. Lineage: Eukaryota; Metazoa; Chordata; Mammalia; Eulipotyphla; Talpidae. The coding region runs from base 120 to 1241 and encodes 373 amino acids.